This is a messenger RNA of Ilyonectria robusta, 1770 nucleotides long. RefSeq lists its product as uncharacterized. Gene Ontology annotation, molecular function: zinc ion binding; DNA binding. Gene Ontology annotation, biological process: DNA-templated transcription. The record is from RefSeq and is a predicted model, not a curated record. Gene Ontology annotation, cellular component: nucleus. NCBI's taxonomy places the organism in Eukaryota, Fungi, Ascomycota, Sordariomycetes, Hypocreales, Nectriaceae. The annotation marks the transcript as partial. The transcript has 3 exons.
GGCGACAUGAAGCGACCUACGUGUUCCCGCUGCCUAGAAAGCGGAUGGGUCUGUCUUUACUCUUCAUUGAAGAAGAAGCCAGGUCCAGGAAGGGGAGUUCGCAAACGUGCCCGCAAUGCUCAAGGGGAUAUCGCCUCGCCGUCCUCCGAAUCCUCCGCACAAUCAGGAGAUGCAGUGGCUCCAUUACUUUCGCAAGGCGAGCAAGUCUCCUUUCCGGGUUCGGACUUCGCAUUCCUUGAUACCAUUUCUAUCCUCAAUCCGGUACCCGAAGAAGCACUAGGCGACUUCUUACCAGCCGCGUCCUGGCCAACUCCAUCGUUGGACCAGCUGUGCGCUAUGGAGCCUUGCUUGACCUUUGACCAAGAACGCGAACUGCUAGAAAGUUUCUUCGAGCAAAUCCAUUCAUCCAUACCGCUCUUCCGCAGAGACGAAUUCAUCCGGCAAUUCGAGUUUGGCACUGUGAACAGGGAGUUGCUGAUUACAAUCCUUGCCCUAACGGCCAAGAUACUAGGUCGGCCCAGUUACUGGACUGAGCAAGGCCUCAACGACUGUUUGAGUCACCUCCAAGCGAGAACCGUCCUAGACUCCGAAACGUCUGCCGGGCAACUAUCACUCGAUAACUUCCGACAGGCUUGUUUGCUCGCCUUUUAUGAGUUCCAUCAACAUCCGGGGGAGAAAGCAUGGUUGCAAAUUGGCCAACUCACGCGCAAAGCUUACCGCUAUGGGCUUCAUCAACUUGACAGCGACAAUCAGUCCGCAAUGCUCGCCUGCGGCCCCCUUGUCGACGAUGAGGUUGAUAAGUGGAGACAUGUCUGGUGGUGCAUCUUCUGCCUCGACUCAUACUCGAACAUCACGACAGCAAGUCCUUUCCUCGUGCAUGUCCAAAGCAUCAGGACAUCUCUUCUCACUGAUCCAGGCGAGGAAGGGAGACGCAAGACCCAGAUAUUCCUGCCUGACGAAACAGAUACGCUCUGGCAGAUCAUCGAGGAGAUCACCUCGCACAGCAAGCAUCUCAACUUCAAUAUCCAUAUGGUGACAACUCUAAUUCUCAGGGAGGCUGCCACACUCUACCAACUAUGUUGGCAGAAUCCAUUGGAACGUUUGCAUCGGCGUCUAGGAGCCCUCGAAAAUCACCUUACGGCAGUGCGGCUAGCACUACCACCGCGAUAUAUGAACGUAGCGCGCGACGUUUUGCACGAUGAACCCUGCUCUGCCUAUCACGCUCGCCUAAUCUGUCUCCUUCAUCUGCACGUCUCUCGUCUUCUGGUCUGUCUGCCUUUCCACCCGCAGAAAUCGGAGGAACAACGAUUGUGUCUGUGGCAUAAGACCCUCGAGUACUGCCAGGACAUAGUCGACGUCGUCAAGCAAUGGGAUAGCCAACACUCACCCAGCGUCGACCCAGCUGUAUGUUUCAUUAUCUACUCGGCGCUAGUUAUCCUCCACCUCCACUACACCACCUUAGCAAGCUCGAGGCCAGAGCGACAAGCCACGCUUGGAACGCAAAAGAAUAUCCUUCGACUCUUUUUGGAACAGUUCUCAUUCUUCUGGAACCUACCGAGAUUUCUGAUCAAGUUGUUUGACAAGUUUUCUCGGGUUUCCCAUAAUGCUGUCACGCUAAAGGACGUAGAAAACUUGUUGAGGCACUUUCAAGCCCCCUUGCAUCACGAUUGGCUCAGGUUUCUUGACCCCGAACAUGAGGCUUUAGGCUCCUCUGCUGUUCAGAAGACCGAACAAACUUGGAUGACUCAAAGCUGGAGCCACGAUAAUUAA